Molecule: messenger RNA, 3340 nt
Organism: Pygocentrus nattereri (red-bellied piranha)
Lineage: Eukaryota; Metazoa; Chordata; Actinopteri; Characiformes; Serrasalmidae
Gene: mansc1
Product: MANSC domain containing 1
Exons: 5
Coding region: 1219-2628 (469 amino acids)
Source: RefSeq, a predicted model, not a curated record
GCUCGGCGGUCGGUUCGGCAGUCGGUUCGGCCUUCGGCUGUUUUCGUAAUGUAGUUUAGUGCGCGAGCGUGUGCACGAGCGUGUGACGUCACCGUCCUGCCAGUCGCGCGGAGCACACAAAGAGACCGAAGUGGGUCAGAGAGAAGCAGCGCGAGCCGCCGUGCUGGGCUCGGUCCUGUUUAGUAGCGCCGUUUGGACCGUUUAUUGCUUUGAAACCGGCUCGGUUCUGUAGUCCGGUCGCCCGGAGUGUCGCGCGCGCGCGCGCAGCCGUGCAUUUCCUAUUGUCUGCUGUGCUGAAGCAGCUCGGCUCCAGAACCCGCGAGUCUGGGUUUGUGACUGUGUUUUUCGGUACCGAGACUCCGCGAAUCCGUGACCGCAGACACCGUUUUAAAGCGACGGACCCCUGAACGUCUUAAAGGAGCGCGGCGAGCGGGAUUUUAUGUGGAGAUGAACUCUUUAACUGGACUGGUCUGCACAGCCGGCCCGCGGCCGUCCGUUAGGCGGAGACGUUGACCGGGGGUCGUUCGGACGGUUUCAGUGAACGUAAGUGGACCCGCGAUGAAGAAAGACAGCAGCGGCUGCAGCUCGAGCAGCGUCCCGAGCCCGAGUUAGUGACGUCUAGCAGCAAAGCGAAUCGUUUCGGGGACAAAGAUGAAGGUGUCGGUCGGCGUUUGAGGCCGGAGGAAAGACGACGUUGCAUAUUUCAUUAGGAUUGCAUCACGGUCUGGUCGCGGCUCGGGAUGCCCUCUCGGGUGAUGCUCGGUAUCCUAGCGACGCAUCAGCUCCGCUUCAGCACCAGCAGAUAGGCCCUGCUUAUCAGGGCUCUCCAGCUGGAAUAGUCGGUGUGUUCUCCAGCCGAAAACACGCCUCUGCUCUCAUAGCCCGCCGUAGAGCAGGGUAGCUAGACGACAAGGCCUCGACUGUGUCCUCCAGAAUUAUUGGCACCCUUGGUGAUCACAGGGGGGACGUCGUUUUCCAGCUAGAUCAUCCACUAAAAAAUAGUGGUGAAAUCGAACCUUUCAUAGACUUAGUCACAAGUUCUUCUCCUGGGAAGAAAAAAAAAGGGAAAAAGGAGCAAAGUCCUGCUGGCAUAGAGGAGUGUACAUGAACUGUGGACCCAAAGGACGUGAGAACAUCUGAUGGAGUUUUGUCUGUAUAUACCAGGCUCUGGACCCUGCUGCCCCUGAGAACCCUCUGGAUCUCUUGAGCCCUAAAGCCAUGGCGUUGGUCUACCAAAGCUCCUAUAAGGCAGCAAUGCUGCUGCUCGUGGGUUUCCUCUUCCUCCAGGCCAGUGGUCCUGCUUUGGGCUCCAAUGGGAAGACAUGUUACUCCAGACAGCAUCGAGAUGCCAUUGUGGAUGUACGCGUAGCCGUGGAACGUAAUGGGGCCAUAACGAGUUCUAGGGUGAAACCGGCAGAGAAAGACUGUAUCCUGGCCUGCUGCUCAGAAGAAGUGGAGCCAGGUGUAAAGUGUAACAUGGUUGUAUAUAAGCCUUCAAGCCAAGCUGGCAUGGACAACUGCUACCUGUUCCAUUGUGAGACGGAGCAAGACUGCCCACUGGUGGCUGCCAAGCCCGGGACCAACACUUACGAUAUUUCUAAAGAUGUGAUACAUCCUACUGCAAAAGGAAACGGGAGAACGACUGUCAUGCCCAUUAUUCAUGCCACUCCUGUAAAACAGCCAGUUGCUACUCAGACCACCUCAACAGCCAUGAGACCAACAACCACCACAACAACACCUAGAAUCAUGCAGCCAUCUACAACAACAACCACAACCCAGCCAACUACAACUACAAGCACUACACAAACCACUACAACCACCACAGCCUUACCGACCACCACCACUCAAGCUACAACUACAUCAACCACCACCACCACCAAACAUCCACCAACUGAACUUGCCAUUGUUCUGGUUACAAUGCCGGUUGUAACCAUGCCUAGUAGCCCUCCUACCACCACCACCACAACAACAACAACAACACAGCUCACCAGUACAACCACAAAGGUACCUUCCACAACAUCACCAACCACUACCACUACAACUACACGACCACCCCAACCACCAAAGCCACCACAGCCACCUGGAAAACCAAACCGCCCUCCCAAAAAGCCCCUGAAACCACAAAAAAGACCAGAACCCCAAGCUGGGAAAUCCAGCAAAGUUCCCACCAACAAACCAACCACCACCACCACCACAACUCAGAAACCAACAACCACUCAACCUACUACUACUCCAACUACUACCACUACUACUACUACUACCACCACCACCACUACUCCUCCAACUACUACUACAACCACCACCACGACUACAAGUACAACCACCACUACUACAACUACAUCCACAGCUACCGCUGAAAGGACAACUAUCGUGGUUGUAGAGAUGGAGAAUGGUCUGAAGGAUGAGACGUCAGGGCCUGAUACUCUGUUGCCUCCAGCUGUGGGCUCUGGCCUGGAUAAGGCUAAGGGGUCGCAAAUGACGUGGAGGAACAGUCUGGUGGCCAUAGUGGUGGUCACACUGAUAUGCCUCACUUUGGUCCUGGCCAUCGUGGGCCGCAAAGCCAUGGAAUCCUUUGACAGGAGACACUACACAAGACUGGAGCUCAACGACCUGCACUAUGAAAUCUGAGGCCUGACCAAACUCUCUUACCCACCGCUACUAACUGAAAGAAACAGAGACAAUCCUGCUGAAUUUUAAAAUGUAUUUUUUUCUGUCCACUCACUGGAACAAAAAUACUGUAUUUUGAUAUUUAGGGCAUUUUUUGGUUAAGAAAAUGAGAUUGUUCCCCCACAUGUCUACAUAAGGUUGUUGUAACUGUAAGAUAUCGAUGGAGAGAUAACAACAAGAUGGGGACUGAGAAAGGACAGAAGGUUUAGGGGGAAAGAAAAGCAAUACAAUGAACUCAGGAAGCCUCAACAUUUAGAAUUAAGGACUAUCAGAUUAAUGGACAUCCAUUGCUAUAGCAAGACGUUGCUGAGGCCCAGUGCAGUGGUUGUUAACGUGUUAAUGGUGCAAAAACAGAGGCAAUCAACAUUUGAGCUGUGGUAGGACAGCUGCAUAACCACUUCUUUCAGAGGCUUCAGUUGUUCCAUCUUUUUGGCCUGUUUUGGUGAGGCUGGUUUUAGUUCGGAUUAGAUUUGAAGUUCAGUCAUACCAGGAUUGGUACUCCAGGAUUGGACUCCUGGUCAGAUUAACAGAUUAAUCUUAUCUUCUCAAAGUUUUGGUUGUGAUAGUUUAACGUUUAAUUGGGUAACUACAGAACAGUAAUAAAUGAGAAUGUCUGAGUAAACUAAAGGUUGGUAUUGUGAUUUGGAUCAAAUAAAAGCAAAUUUCUAACGCA